Molecule: messenger RNA, 3773 nt
Organism: Athene cunicularia (burrowing owl)
Lineage: Eukaryota; Metazoa; Chordata; Aves; Strigiformes; Strigidae
Gene: PDK3
Product: pyruvate dehydrogenase kinase 3
Exons: 11
Coding region: 17-1321 (434 amino acids)
Biological process (GO): regulation of glucose metabolic process; protein phosphorylation
Cellular component (GO): mitochondrion
Molecular function (GO): pyruvate dehydrogenase (acetyl-transferring) kinase activity
Source: RefSeq, a predicted model, not a curated record
UAGAUUUUAUUAUCUUAUGAAUGUUGCUGGUAGGGUAAAUAUAAAGGCCAUGUGUAACACCAUGAAGCUUAAUAGAGUGUUCCUUCAUUCUGCUAUUACACUAAAGGCACAAGAAGACAAAAAUGAGCCAGUGGUAUUAAGCCAGAAAGCGAUUAAAAGUGGAAACAAUCGCGCAUUUAUGGCAAUGGUGUUAGUGAAAGAAUGCUGUCGUGACAAUGCAUGUGAGAAGACUUCAUACAUGUUUCUGCGGAAGGAACUUCCUGUGCGACUAGCUAACACCAUGAGAGAAGUCAAUUUGUUGCCUGAUAACUUACUUAACAGGCCUUCAGUUGGGCUAGUGCAGAGUUGGUACAUGCAGAGUUUUCUUGAGCUUUUAGAAUAUGAAAAUAAAAGUCCUGAGGAUCCUCACGUUCUGGAUGAUUUUUUAGAUGUUUUAAUUAAAGUCAGGAACAGGCACAACGAUGUGGUUCCAACCAUGGCACAAGGGGUGAUUGAAUACAAGGAAAAAUAUGGCUUUGAUCCAUUUGUUAGCAGUAACAUCCAGUAUUUUCUAGAUAGAUUCUACACCAACCGCAUCUCUUUCCGUAUGCUUAUUAACCAACACACUCUUCUUUUUGGUGGAGAUAUUAAUCCUGCUCAUCCCAAACAUAUUGGAAGUAUUGAUCCUAAUUGUAAUGUGGCAGAGGUGGUUAAAGAUGCUUAUGAAACAGCUAAGAUGUUAUGUGAACAGUACUAUCUGGUGGCACCUGAUCUGGAAGUUGAAGAAUUCAAUGCUAAAGCUCCAAACAAGCCUAUUCAAGUAGUCUAUGUACCUUCUCAUUUGUUUCAUAUGUUAUUUGAAUUAUUCAAGAAUUCAAUGAGAGCUACAGUGGAAUUGCAUGAAGGUAAGAGAGAAACCUAUCCAUCGAUCAAAACCUUAGUCACUUUGGGAAAAGAAGAUCUAUCUAUUAAGAUAAGUGAUCAAGGUGGAGGUGUACCUUUAAGAAAAAUAGACAGAUUGUUUAACUACAUGUACUCAACAGCACCCAGGCCUAGUUUGGAACCCUCGAGAGCUGUGCCUUUGGCUGGUUUUGGCUAUGGCUUGCCAAUUUCUCGGCUGUAUGCUAGGUACUUUCAAGGUGACCUUAAACUCUACUCAAUGGAAGGCGUUGGUUCAGAUGCUGUAAUUUAUUUGAAGGCCCUUUCAAGUGAAUCAUUUGAAAGACUUCCUGUUUUUAAUAAGUCAGCAUGGCGACACUACAAGACCACACCUGAAGCAGAUGACUGGAGCAAUCCUAGCAGUGAACCAAGGGAUGCUUCUAAAUAUAAAGCUAAUCGAUAAUUUGCCACCUUUUGUCUCUGUUAGAGAUGACCUCUGCGUUCAGUAUAAAGUCUCUGCUUUGUUCCAAAAUCCUUCAAACCACAAUAGCUAAUUGUCUCCAAACAAAGACCUAAUCAGGGCAUUGAAAAAUACUAAGAACAAAGUGAUGAUUGGGACUUAAAGGAAGGCACUAAGCACGUUUGGUAUGUGAAUCCUGUCUACUUCACCAGAAUAUGCUUGGUUCCUUCAGUCAUGCAUUGACAAAAGGGAUUGCACUGUGAUUGCACUUACGAAUAAAAUGUUGUAACAAAAAGAUACUAUUUGAACUGCCAAUUUUUAUUCCAAUAUAAGGAUUGGCAAAGAUGUGCAGAAUCCCUUUAAAAUGGUGAAUAGUAUCUUGCACAGCAAUAUGGCGUAAGAGAAAACUUCUAAUGCAGUUAAACAUACGCUCUGAAAAUCCACUCUUUGCUGCAUUUUAUAUUGCACAGUGUCACCUGUUACAGAAAAUCCCUUUGAGCUCUUCAGAUCUUUUAUCUAAUGAGCUUAUAAAUAUGUAGUUCUGCAAAGGAUUGUGCAGCUUUAAACUGAUGCUUUUCCCAGUUUCCCAAACCCAUUUGUCAAGUGCAUACAAAAAUUAUGUUGUUACAAGACAUUGGGACUUCCACUUCUUGGUAUGCACCUUAAUGAUUUCACUAACCCAGAAAUGCAUUUCUAUACAUUUUUCCUAGUUUUGAGGAAAGAUCAUAAGUGGUUAGAUCAUCUCUCCAUCCGGGAAAUACUGUCAAUACAGGGGCAGGGGGUAAUUCCAUUUCAUGUUUAUUGCCUAUGAUUUGUUGGGGGAUGGGGAGGGGAGAGAAAUGCUGAAAGGCCGGACAGCCCGUCAUACAAAUGAAUUUGCCUUAAGAGUGUUGGUUGCUUGGAACCUGAUUAGUUUAAAUCCUGUAAAUAGUUUGCAAAGUUAUUUAUAUAUUCAAUGUCUGACUAUAGUCUGGUAAUCUGAAUUUGUAGUGUAUAUAAAGAUGUUGUACACCAGCUUUUGGAAAGCGUCAUUGGUCUAAAUACAUGAAACUGGAAAUAUCAUAGAAAUGGGAGGGACAAAACAUAGCUGGUACCUGAUUUAAGGGGGGGAGAAAAACAAAGAGAAAAAACCCUAAGUACUUACCCCUUAAAUGUGCUGUAAAGGUUAUUUCAGAUUAUUAGGAAACUGUUCUUCACCAAGUCUUUGCCAAAUACUGUUUCUGAUAUUAUGGCCUUUCAGAAAGAUUUGUGAAAUUUAGAAGUUCUGGUGACAUCCUAGCCAUGGGAAUAAAGUAGAUGAGUUGUAAGCAACUCUGAUGCACCUUCAGUUUCUCUUAGGUAUUUAGAUAUUUUUUUGAAAGGUACUGCAGAUUUUAGCAUGGAAAAAUGAAACUUGUUUACUGAAACUUUAGGGGAACUGUCCCUUUUGUCCUCCUGAUAUUUAUUUUUAUAAAGAACUGAUCUGUUUGGCAAACAGGGAAAAGUUGAGGAAUUCCUAGGUAUUUUUUAAAAAAUGUUGGUUUGACUUAACAGUAAUACUUUGCACUUAGGUAGCACGUUUCGUCAAAGGAUUACAAAGUGCUUUGAGCAAUAAACUCCAUAUAGCCCUGUUUCUGAGGAGUCAGAGUCCUUACCUUGCAAACCCUUGCUCUUACCUGUUGCAGUCAGUUCAAGAAUUUUUACUUGAAUAGUUCACAAGUUUGCAGGGCUUGAGGUUCUGCGGGCUCUACUACACUGUACAGAUAAGUAGUGUUGGAGCACCAGGUUGUUUUAAGGCUUUCUCACAGGCAUCUCUGCAGAGCGCUGCCAUACUGGUCAGAGAUGGAAAUAACCUGGACGGCUGCUGAAGGCUGUCUGACCCAUUAGCUGGGCAGUGGUGCCCUUCUGCGGCCCCUCUGCCCGCAGGUAGGAAGGAGGAGCAUGUGGAUGGGGCUGUCCUCCUUGUUCCUGAACUGGGCUCAUUUGACCCUGGCUAGGGGAGGGUGUAACACGUGGUCUCCAGAGCAAUAAUUUCCCAUGACUGCAGGCACUGCUGCAGAGAAGGCAAAUUGCUAUUCAAGCAAUACAGUGAUGCUGCUGGGGUGAAAUCAGAGUAAUCAUUUGACUGAAACACCAGUUGGAAGUCACAUCUACUAAAAUUUAGUCACUUCUGCUCUCACUCAUAACUUCUUACUGUUCUUUAAAUUCACUUCAAGUUGUGUAUGCUUUCUAGUAAUGGCAGAGGAGAGCUUGCUUAAAAAUAGAAAUUUGUGAUGAAACUGCUAUUUUCCCAGUUGCGUGUGGUCAGUUUUUCCUAGAACAUUACCUAAAACAUUCCAAGGAGUAAGUUUGUUUAAGAAGCUGAGUUUCAGCUUUUGUUAGCAAUCAUAUUUUGUGGUAGUAAACCCUGACCUGGUGCUUCUUUUUGACUGUCUCCUUAUACAUAAAGAGGAGGGGAAACAAAGUUUAAAAAAAG